AUGGCAAACUCUAGGUUUGAGUACGUGAGGGAAUUUGAGGUUCAUGAUACGCUUUUACCUCAAACGUAUAUCGUCGUAAGAAUAGAUGGUAAAAGCUUUCACCAGUUCUCGAAGUACUAUGAGUUCGACAAGCCCAAUGAUGAGGCAGCCUUGAAGUUAAUGAAUUCAUGUGCAAAGAACGUUGUAUUGAAAUAUUCCAGCGAUAUCAUUAUGGCUUUUGGGGAAAGUGAUGAGUAUUCAUUUAUUCUCAAGAAAGAAUGUGUUUUAUAUCAAAGAAGAAAGGAUAAACUAAGCACGCUUUUUGCGACGUUAUUUACAGCUAACUAUGUGGCACUAUGGCCGAAGUUUUUCCCUGAUAAAUCGCUGCAUUACAAACAUCUACCGUGUUUUGAUGCCAGGUGUAUAAGUUAUCCAAACUUACAGACGAUCAAAGAUUAUUUGUGCUGGAGGUUUGUAGAUACUCAUAUCAACAAUUUGUACAACACUGCAUUCUGGAACCUAGUUAUUAAAUGUGGAUUGACUACGCAGCAGGCUGAACAGAAGCUCUGUGGUACUCUUUCAAGUGACAAGCAUGAAAUCCUAUUCAGUGAAUGUGGCGUCAACUAUAAUAAUGAGCAAGAGAUGUUUAAGAAAGGCUCUUUGAUCACUUCAAAAGGCGAGAUCCUUCAUGUGGAUGUUGUAAAGAAGAUAGACGAAUUAUUUGACGGUUAUUAA
Messenger RNA from Eremothecium sinecaudum, 714 nucleotides. RefSeq names its product tRNA guanylyltransferase (gene THG1). The record is from RefSeq and is a predicted model, not a curated record. NCBI's taxonomy places the organism in Eukaryota, Fungi, Ascomycota, Saccharomycetes, Saccharomycetales, Saccharomycetaceae. Gene Ontology annotation, biological process: tRNA modification. The coding region runs from base 1 to 714 and encodes 237 amino acids. Gene Ontology annotation, molecular function: tRNA guanylyltransferase activity; magnesium ion binding. The transcript has a single exon.